Messenger RNA from Syzygium oleosum, 804 nucleotides. RefSeq lists its product as uncharacterized. The transcript is spliced from 2 exons. Gene Ontology annotation, molecular function: zinc ion binding; nucleic acid binding. The coding region runs from base 1 to 804 and encodes 267 amino acids. NCBI's taxonomy places the organism in Eukaryota, Viridiplantae, Streptophyta, Magnoliopsida, Myrtales, Myrtaceae. The record is from RefSeq and is a predicted model, not a curated record.
AUGUCUAAGCUAGUUGAGCAGUUUUUGAAGUUGAAACCUCCGAGGUUUGAUGGUAGAGUUAAUACUGAGGCUGCACCUCGAUGGGUGGAAGAGCUAGAAAAAGCUUUCGAAGUCCUGGGAUGCACUGAAGAGGAAAAAGUAACCCUAGUAGUAUAUCAGCUUCAGGAAAAUGCAAGCGACUGGUGGAGAGCCACAAGAGGCCAAGUGUUCCCUGCUGGUACUGCUCCGACUUGGACUGUCUUUACUGAGACUUUUAACGACCAAUAUGAGCCCGAGUUCGCAAGGCUGUCCAAGUUUGCCCCAAGAAUGGUAGAGGAUCCAGUGGACAAGGCCAAGAGGUUCCGAGAUGGACUGAAGCCGGUCCUCCGCAAUCAGAUGAUCUCACUGAACUUGAGAGGAUAUCAUGAGAUUUAUGACCGGGCUCAAGCAAUUGAGCGUGAUUUGAUGGAUCGGGCUGUCGCCUCUGGAUCGUGGCAGGCCCCGGCUUGGGACAACCGUCGUUUUAGGAAGAGACCUAUGACGGGAAAUAAUCAUUUUGUCUCUCCUAUACAAAGAAAUAUCGGGAAGUCUAAUCGCUUUCAGAACACCCCGUGUAGGUUAUGUGGAGGGAGACAUGGGAAUGGACCUUGCCCAAAUAGGGGAGGAGCGUGUUUUCAAUGUGGCGAAAGGGGCCAUCAGAUGAAGGACUGUCCCAACAACAGGCAGGCUAAGUUGCUUGCACUCUUGCCACCACCGCCCCGGAAUGAAAAUCAAUUUGAAGCUAUCCUGCCGGCUAAUCAGAAUAGGCCGCCGGCCCAAGGAUGA